Molecule: messenger RNA, 6336 nt
Organism: Oncorhynchus kisutch (coho salmon)
Lineage: Eukaryota; Metazoa; Chordata; Actinopteri; Salmoniformes; Salmonidae
Product: cell adhesion molecule 1
Exons: 11
Coding region: 49-1338 (429 amino acids)
Biological process (GO): susceptibility to natural killer cell mediated cytotoxicity; detection of stimulus; cell recognition
Cellular component (GO): neuron projection; synapse; plasma membrane
Molecular function (GO): signaling receptor binding
Source: RefSeq, a predicted model, not a curated record
AAGUAGCUAGCUACUACUCGCACAGCCAGAUUGAAGCAGGUGUACAACAUGGCGAUCACAGGCAACGGAUCUCUCGCUACUCUUCUCUUUUUGUUCGUGAUUCCAGCAGCUCUUCACAAAGGAGCUGCUCAGUACCCAGUCCAGAGUCAGAACCUGGUGACAGACAAUGUGGAGGUGAUGGAGGGUGACGUGGCCGUCAUCAGCUGCAGGGUGAAGAACAACGACGAUUCUGUCAUCCAACUCCUCAACCCCAACAGACAGACCAUCUACUUCAGAGACGUCCGACCCCUGAAAGAUGCUCGCUUCCAGCUGGUCAACUUCUCGGACAAUGAGCUGCGGGUGUCUCUAUCCAAUGUGAGCCUGUCGGAUGAGGGAAGAUACGUGUGCCAGCUCUACACGGACCCCCCACAGGAGGCCUAUGCAGACAUCACUGUGCUGAUCCCUCCAGGCAACCCAAUCAUCGAGUCCCGGGAGGGUCAGGUGAUUGAGGGCAACGAGACAGAGAUGACCUGCACCGCUAUGGGCAGCAAGCCCGCCGCCACAAUCAGAUGGAUGAAGGGAGACAAAGAGCUCCAAGGCAUAUCCAAGGUGGAGGAGACAUAUGACCACAUGUUUACUGUGACCAGCCAGCUGAGGUUCAUCGUCACUAAGGAGGACGACGGCAUGCCCGUGGUGUGCAUCGUGGACCACCCAGCCGUCAAAGACUUCCAAGCCCUGACGUACCUGGUGGUGCAUUAUAAACCGGAGGUGAAGAUCAUAGUGGAGUUUCCUGAUGGACUGCCAAGGGAGGGACAGAACAUGGAGCUGUCAUGCCAGGCCAAAGGCAAACCCCAUCCCCAGCAGAUCAACUGGGUGAAGGUGGACGAUGACCUUCCCUCACACGCCCUCAUCACCGGCCCGGACCUGUACAUCGAGAACCUCAACAAGACCUACAACGGCACCUACCGCUGCUUCGCUGCCAACUCAGUGGGCGAGUCGUAUGACGACUACAUCCUCUACGUCUACGAUGCCCCCACCACUACCCCUAUACCCACUACAGCUACCACCACAAAUCCCACCACCACCAUCUCUCUCCCUGAAGCCACUGCAGAUUCUAGAGCUGGAGAGGGAGCACCGAGAGCGGUCGACCAUGCGGUCAUCGGAGGAGUGGUGGCUGUGGUUGUCUUUGCCAUGCUCUGUCUACUCAUCAUUUUGGGACGGUACUUUGCAAGACACAAAGGUACCUACUUCACGCAUGAAGCUAAAGGAGCCGACGAUGCAGCAGAUGCAGACACAGCCAUUAUCAACGCAGAGGGGGGCCACAACAAUUCGGACGAGAAAAAGGAGUACUACAUAUAGAAAUCACAGGGCCCCAAUACUGUCCCCUGUAGGACACCAUACUGUCUUUGGGUGAGGGGUGCUUGGGGUUUAAGUAUGGUUGGGUAGGGGGGUAGGAUGGGUUGGUUUUAGUGGUGAUUGCCAGGGAUUGAACAAUGUAUAGUUCAGUCUGUGCCGCUGAAGAGGAACAGUUUUGUGUGUAUAAGGUGGAAAUAUAGGGAAGGGAGAGUAGGUUUUGGUUAAGGGUGGGUGGGUAGGGAGGGAGGGGGGUUUGGGGGUUGCCAGAUGUUGCCAGAAAUCACUGUAGAGCUUCACCAUUCGACACCUCCCAAAACUGCUGGUACGAAUUUUGUUUAGUUCAACCAUUUGCAGAAAAUUCUGUGCCUUGUUCUGAAUUUCUUUUCUAUUCAUUCUUAUUUUUUUUCCCGUCAACAUGCCGUUGCUCCUCACCGUCCCCUCUUUCACUCUCUCCAUUAUGAUUGUGAUGUUGGCUUUCCUAUGAGUGUUGAAUUACACAGUGGCUCUGUUCAUCUCUCCCACUGUGUUCGCACACACGUUCUCUUCUGCAUACCAAAACCUCAAAAGAACCCUAUUUCCACUAUACUGUGAGCAGGCCUAGUCUCAAGCCACUACCUUUCUUUUUUUCCAACCUUUUGAUAACUCCAAAACACAUCCAACGCUUUACGUAUCAUCUUCGAAAAAUGUACAUGAGGAAAAUAUCAUUACACAUAAAUAACAUUACCCCCCCCUCUUUAAAACACACACACACACAUAUAAUCUAAAGGAAGACAGUGGAGGACAGUUGGUCUCAAACUGUCCUUGUUUUCAUUUUAUCUGAGCCAAUUCCUAUUCACUGUGGAUGACUUGUAUUCUUUCCUCUCUCUUCAAUUUGUUUUUCUAAUUAGAUAUGCCAGCACAUUUAAAACAUUGGUACUAUUUGGAAUAAGCAAAGUAGAAGGCACAUUAUUUCACCCUCGCUAUGCUGAACUUAAAAGCAUUUUCAAUUCACUAUUUUUACCUUUUAUUCUCUGUACAAUGAUGUUUUUGUUCUGUUCCAAUGAAUGGAACCGCAAUUCCCCUGCAGGCAUUUCAUGUUUUAUGAUGACAUUUUGGGGUUUUACAUCGUCUCUCUCAUUCAGAAAUAUUUUUGACAAACAACAAAACAUUUAAAAGAUCAUUUGUUUUUAAUGGUUUCUUUGGUGGUGUAUACUCACCCUUUGUCUUUCAAUCAAGCUGCCUCACUUUAGCCAAGCUGUAAUAAAGUUGGUAUAACAAAAAAGGUAACACUGAUAGGAUUAAUUUCAAUAAGAUAUGACCGGAAGACAUCUCCAAACUAAUAAAUGAAUGUUGACUGUCAAAGGUGAAUAUCCUCAUUAUAAUACAUAUAUCAAUCUACUGUAGGUUGUGAGGUACUAAAUGCAAUCAACAUUUAUAAAGCGAUACUACCUUCAUAUUGUUACAUGCUGAACAGUCAAAACUCACAUGUAGAGUGGUUGUAUUUUUCCAGCCUUGUGUAUAAAUUAGAACUAAGGAGUAAAAAGGGUUAUAGGAGUUUAAAGGAGAUGGUGAUACAUAGACGAUACAUAGCUUCUGUAUGAGCAACGGACCUACAAUCAUUGUGUCGAAGGCAUUUUUUCAAAGGAUAUGAUUUCAAUACAAAACAUUAUCUCAAAACAAUUCAGACGCACCAGAACGAAUAGUUCCAACAAUAUACAAACUAUGACCAGACAUUAUAUUCACACCAAUGUAUUAUACACAAAUAUUUUUUACAACCUAGUGGAAUUCCAUGUUUUUUCUGAUUAUCACAAGCUGUUUGUUGUGAGUUUUGUCGCUCCAUAUUGUAAAACACUCAUGACAGUUGAGGAGCAUGUGUGUCACUCGGAAUUACCAAGGGAGACAGGGCCUUAUUUCCCCUACUAUCACACCCCAGCCUCUGGACUGUACAUGGUCUUGUCAUGAUGCAACAAUUUUCAGUUGCCCAAACAGUCAGCCAACACAACACUGCAUGUAUGUGAGUGUGAACCUCUAAAACAACAUAAUACAGUCUCCUAUUUUUCUUUCUUUACAAUUGACCUGCCUAAGCUUAAAGAUGAUACAAUGUGGAAAGAGCCAGUUAGGGAGAGUACUUUUUGGGGAAAUGUUACUUUUCAUGUAUACAUCACUACAGUAAACAUUGCUGUUGAAUUUAGUUACUGUCCUGCUGAGGUUGUUGACCUGACAAUUAGGUUGAAAAGAUGUUGUUGCUUACGUGUUUGAUUUGAUGUUUAUUCCGAAUAUAAUAUCUUGAAGAAGGAGCUACCACUGAUUUAAUACUGUUUAACGACAAUGCUGGUUGUUUAUCAGGACAGUGGUGGCUUUCUGGCUCCGUUUAAAUGCUCCAUUUUAGACUGUGUGAUUUCAUGUGAAACAUUUUGGAUCCCCUCUGUUGUUUCAAUGGAUCAAACAACAGAGAGAAUGUAACCGUCUUUUAGAUUGAGGUUGUGUGACUUGUAUUUAACAGUGAGCAUUAUUUUGCUUUGGUCAAAAGUGUGGUGGCUUCCUUUCACAACUGGACCUUAAAAAGUCUGUUCUUAUCAAGUGAACACAUCUAUUCACUCGUUCUGUAGGUGGACAUUUUAAUACAUGUACUCACAGCUGUGUGGACUGGGUCGAUGUACAGUACCAGUCAGUACCAGGUUUGGACACACCUACUCAUUCAAGGGUUUUUCUUUAUUUGUACUAUUUUCUACAUUGUAGAAUAAUAGUGAAGACAUCAAAACUAUUAAAAUAACACAUAUUGAAUCAUGUAGUAAGCAUUCUUCAAAGUAGCCACCCAUUGCCUUGAUGACAGCUUUACACACUCUUGUCAUUCUUUCAACCAGCUUCAGGAGGUAGUCACCUGGAAUGCAUUUCAAUUAACAGGUGUGCCUUGUUAAAAGCGAAUUUGUGGAAUGUAUUUCCUUAAUGCGUUUGAGCCAAUCAGUUGUGUUAUGACAAGGUAGAGGUGGUACCCUAUUUGGUAAAAAAAAAAAACAUAUCUUGGCAAGAACAGCUCAAAUAAGCAAAGAGAAAUGACAAUCCAUCAUUACUUUAAGACAUGAAGGUCAGUCAAUCUGAAAAAGGUAAAGAACUUUGAACGUUUCUUUAAGUGCAGUCGCAAAAACCAUCAAGCGCUAUGAUGAAACUGGCUCUCAUGAGGACCGCCACAGGAAAGGAAGACCCAGAGUUACAUCUGCAGCAGAGGAUGAGUUCAUUAGAGUUACCAGCCUCAGAAACUGCAGCCCAAAUAAAUGCUUCAGAGUUCAAGUAACAGACACAUCUCAACAUCAACUGUUCAGAGGAGACUGCGUGAAUCAGGCCUUCAUGGUCGAAUUUCUGUAAAGAAACCACUACUGAAGGACACCAAUAAGAAGAAGAGACUUGGUUGGGCCAAUAAAUACGAUGGAGUGAUGGAGUGCUGCAUCAGAUGACCUGGCCUCCACAAUCACCCAACCUCAAAGCAAUUGAGAUGGUUUGGGAUGAGUUGGACCGUAGAGUGAAGAAAAAGCAGCCAACAAGUGCUCAGCAUAUGUGGGAACUCCUUCAAGACUGUUGGAAAAGCAUUCCAGGUGAAGCUGGUUGAGAGAAUGCCAAGAGUGUGCAAAGCUUUCAAGGCAAAGCGUGGCUACUUUGAAGAAUCUAAAAUAUAUUCUGAUUGAAAACGUUUUUGUUUACUACAUGAUUCCAUAUGUGUUAUUUCAUAGUUUUGAUUAUUAUUCUACAAUGUAGAAAAUAGUAAAAAAUAAAGCAAAAACCGUUGAAUGAGUAGGUGUGUUCAAACUUUUGACUGGUACUGUAUAUGUUUCUGCUUAACCUUUUACUGGUGUGUGUUGUGGUUUGUAAUGGUUGACCACUGUCAGCACCAAUAGGAAACAGGAGUGUAUUGGGGAAAGUAUAUGCAACUCGAGCAUGGUUGACAUAAAACAAAUGUUCAUUUCUAUGAUCACCUACUUAAAGGGAAACUCCACCCACAAACUAUAUUUUGGUAUUUGUUUCAUUAGUCCAUUGUUGAUAUAGUCCAAAAAUGUUUUGCAUGUCAGCAAUCAAAUUUUGAAGAUAUAUAACUGUCAAAAUAUACAAAAUACAUAAACAUAGCUGCGUUUUGAGUCAUAUGAUGUGAAAUGGAUCAUACCGGCUUGAUAUGUAUUUUGAAAGCUUUGGGGUGGAAUUUUCCUUUAACCCUGGUGAUAUAAACAGCAAAUCAAAUACAAUUCGAUGAUGGACAACAAUUUGGGUGGGUGUAACAAGUCCAGAUGUGUGUGGAAUGAGUUUGAUAUUUGAGUAUAGAAUGUCAUUUUUGUCAUUUCUGUUUUUGUGUGUUAUCAGUUUUUUCUUCUUCAUGAAAUGUCCCCUUUGUUACUCAAGCUACAGUUAAUUUGGUAGUUUACGUGUUGAGGAUUUAUUUUUUAUUUUAUCAAAUUACUUUUUACAUUUCUUUGUUAAUGCCCUGUCUCAGGUUCAUGUGCAUUGAAUGGUGUGAUUGCAUCUCAGGUAGAAUGCAAAGUCUAAGGCCCACCACACAUUGAUGAAGUAUAUAUAUAAAAAAGUACACCAAUCAUUUUAGAUCAAGAGACAACUGGUGAUUUGUUUUGCAUUUAAGCUGUACAUGGUUUAUGAAUUUUCUUAAAUAUUCGGUGCACUGUAUAAGAUGUUUAAGUAUUUUUUUGUAUAGACAUAGUUCACAAUGAAAGAGUACUCCGUUUGUUAAAAUGAUGCAGGAACAGAACACACUCAGCUGUGGCUGUGCAACUAUCAAUUUAAACAUGUCUCGGACGUUUAGUUUUCCUUCCAGGACGUUUGGUCGUUUAUCACUUCAUUGUUUUUAGGUUGAUUCUUUUUGUUUUUCUGCUGUACUAGGGCAAGGUUAAUGUGUAUUAAUGAAGAAAAAAUAUAUCCACAUUCCCAUACACAUUUUGUAUUGGUUCAUAAAUAGACAUUUUUACAAAAAAUGAAGAGUUCUUGUCUUAAUAAAAAAGAAAAAGAUAUUAAUGUUCAAAGUAA